AUGUCUUCUCCCCCAUCGUACACCAACCCGGUCGACCCCAAACACGACCGCCUCCCGCCCUACCGCGCGAAACACGGCUUUGCAAACAGCGCCGAGGAACUCGCCGCGCUCAAAGAGUUCGCCGAGUCAAAGCUCUACGUCAACCCGGGUUCAGACGGCACUCUACCCGACUUGCAAAACGGCGGCUGGGGCUUGAAGUCGCUGGCGUGGGGUGGACCCAUGCAGGGCGAAGCGCCUGGCGAGAGGGGAUGGCCCGCGCCAGAGACGCCCGAGGACAGGAAACGGAGGAGAGAGGCCGAGAAGGCGAGGAAGAAGGAGGAGCGGGCCAGCAAGGGGACUGUAGGGGAGAGGUUGAAGAGGGUUAUCAGUGGGGGAGGUGCAAAGGAGGGAGGUGGUUAG
Molecule: messenger RNA, 399 nt
Organism: Cladophialophora carrionii CBS 160.54
Lineage: Eukaryota; Fungi; Ascomycota; Eurotiomycetes; Chaetothyriales; Herpotrichiellaceae
Exons: 1
Coding region: 1-399 (132 amino acids)
Source: RefSeq, a predicted model, not a curated record